AACUUUUCUUCCUGCUCUCUCUCUAACCUAAGCGCGAUGAGCAGGCCCAGUAGCCACGUCCAGCUGCUGAUCCUCGGCUCGGGCUGGACGGGCAAUUUCCUGCUGCCGCUCCUCGACGCCCAAGGCAUCUCGUAUGCCUAUACCUCGCGGACCGGCACGCGGCACCGCCACGCCGCCCAGGACCCCAUCACCUUCUCCACCGCCGCAGACGAGAGUGAGGGCGCAGGCAGCAUCACGGGCCUCGAUGCAAUGCCGAGCGCCGACAACAUCGUCGUCGUCUUCCCGCUCCGGUCGCCCGAGUCCGCCACGCGGCUCGUCGAAGCGUAUGAGUCUGCACACCCGGGCGGGAGCGCGCGCUGGAUCGCACUGGGCAGCAGCGGCGCCUGGGGAAAGGGCGUCCACACCUCCGCCUCACCACCGUCGACGCCAAUGAGCCCCCGCGCAGAGUCCGAGGCCGCCCUCCUCGCUCUGGACUCGUCAUCAUCCUCGUCCUCCUCAUCCAACAGAAGAAGGACGGCGGUGCUGAACCUGACGGGCCUCUACGACGACGAGAUCCGACUGCCGGCCAAUUUUGCCAAGCGCGUCGGCGACAGCAAGGACAAGCUGGCGGGCAAGACGAGCCUGCAUCUGAUCCACGGCCGCGACCUGGCACGAUCCGUCGUCGCCCUGGCACAGAGCUCGAGCACGGCGCCGGUCUGGGGCAAGCGGUGGAUCGUCUCGGACACGCACGUCUACGAUUGGUGGCAGCUCAUGACGACGCUCGCCGUACCACCACAGAAGGCCGUCGUCGAGCACGCAGACGAGUGGGUCAGGGAGCUGAUGGAGGAGCACGGUAUCCCAUCGCUGCCCCGUCCAGUCUCGGAGCAGGCCAGCGGGUCACCACGCUUCCUAGACCGUGCACUGAACAGCGACGACUUCUGGCACGCCAUCAACCUUCGACCCAGCGUGGGGCGGUGCGACGAACAGAGCUCAUCGAAGCAAAAAAAGUCUUUGAUAUGAAGAUGCAAUUGCACACUUGUUUUUCUUUAAUAUCAUGCCACCUUUUUCAUCGUC
Molecule: messenger RNA, 1053 nt
Organism: Acaromyces ingoldii
Lineage: Eukaryota; Fungi; Basidiomycota; Exobasidiomycetes; Exobasidiales; Cryptobasidiaceae
Exons: 2
Coding region: 37-999 (320 amino acids)
Source: RefSeq, a predicted model, not a curated record